Corythoichthys intestinalis (scribbled pipefish) is the source of this 4624-nucleotide messenger RNA. RefSeq names its product major histocompatibility complex class I-related gene protein-like. Gene Ontology annotation, cellular component: external side of plasma membrane. The transcript has 6 exons. The coding region runs from base 336 to 1451 and encodes 371 amino acids. NCBI's taxonomy places the organism in Eukaryota, Metazoa, Chordata, Actinopteri, Syngnathiformes, Syngnathidae. Gene Ontology annotation, biological process: immune response. The record is from RefSeq and is a predicted model, not a curated record.
AUAAAAAAUAGAAACUUCACGCAUGACCUGAGAUUGAACCCUUGACCUCAGAACAGGGAAGCAAAUGUCCUGCAUAAACUUAUUCAUUCAUCUUCUCAGUCGCUUAUCCUCACAAGGGUCAUGGGGGUGCUGGAAUCUAUGUUUGCUUUUAAUCGUCAUUAGAAAUUUGAAUCGCUUGAUUGGUCGAGUUGAAAACAUUUUAACUGGGAUACCCUCCUAGUUCAAUGGUAACUAAUGAGUUAAAAUUUGACAGCAUGAUGACUCACAGGGGCGCGUCUCCGUACUACUUCUUUUACUUUCGCUUUAAUGUCUGAAGAGCUCAAUAACAUGACAUUAUGAUCCUGAUCUUGCUUUUAUACUUGGUGGUGAUUGACCAAAUACAUAGCGUGACACCCGUGCUUCACUCACUGAGGUAUUGUAUAACAGCAUCUACGCAAAUUAAUAAUCGACCAGACAUCCUUUAUGACAUUUAUGUCGACGGAGUUUUAAUUUUGCACUAUGACAACAACAACAGGAAAGUGGAAUUACGAUACGAUUUUGUAAACGAAGCCAUAGCAAAUGAUCCAAUCUUAAAUCAUUUGGGAGACUUUGCUGCGGAACGAGAGACGUUGGCCAAAACUCUCAUGGAAAAAAUCAGAAUCGCCGACAACAUAACCGAGGGGGUUCAUUGUGGUCAAUUGACAUUUGGCUGUAAAUGGAAUGCCGAGAAUGAGGAGACUGACGGUUGGGAACGGUACAGUUAUGAUGGAGAAGAUUAUGCCUCUUUGGACGUGGCGACAGAGAGCUGGACCAUAGCCAACAGAAAGUCAAGACAGUAUUUCAUUGCUACUCUCAACUUGGAACAUGACGAGGGUCCAAGAAAAUACAGGAAGUAUUUCUACACUGAAAAGUGUCUCAGUCAGUUGAAGACGUUCCUGGAGUAUGGACAGGACUUCUAUAAAAGAGCUGAGCUUCCUAAGGUUUCCCUCCUCCAGAAGACACCAUCUUCGCCGAUCACGUGCCACGCAACAGGUUUCUAUCCUAACACGGCAGAUCUCUUCUGGAGGAAAGACGGCGAACAGCUCCACAUGGACGCGGACUAUGGCGAAAUUCUUCCGAACCACGACAGAACCUUCCAGAUGACCGCGAAUCUUAAAGUGAACGUAACGGCCGAGGUGGAAGGCCACUACGAAUGUGUCUUUCAGCUCUCAGGUGUCAAGGAUGACAUUGUCAUCAAGCUGGAUGAAAGAAAAAUCCUGAGCAAUCUACGCAUUGAAAACGAAAAACAGAAGAAGGUCGCCAUCGCCACAGCCGUCCCAUUGGCUGUCCUUGGGCUGGUGGUCAUCAUCGUGGCCGUAGUCUUCGUCAAGUGUCGUAAACGCAUUCCAGGCGAUUACGCGCCACCUCCUGUUGAAAUGUCGAACUCGGAAAGGGCGAGAGAGAACGGGAACACGAUGGGAUCUGAAAUUUAAAGACAUGCCACAAGAAAGACCCUUGGCCAUUCAAUGGAAUACUGAAAAGGACCGUUUCAGAUUUGACAACACCACAAAGAGUCAACCAGCAACACGGCGAGGCAUAUUAUCAACUGUUGCAUUCAUCCAGACAAUUAGACCCGAGUCACAGGGACUCGGACUUGAGUCGCAAAUUUAAUGACUCGCAACUGCACUCGGACUCAUAAAAAAAAAAAAAAAAACAGACUCGGAAUUGACUCACUUGAGCUCGGAGGGUCCAAGACUCUACUUGGCUUCUAAGGCAAUAACUCAAGACUCAACUGUACUUGACUCGUGGGACAAUGACUUGAGACUCGACAAGCUGACUAGAAAAACAUGACUCUUCGAUUGGUUCCUACCUGCCAGGGAUCCACUUGGCCACGUUGGUCGCUCUUGCCAUGCCUUCACGGAACAACCCGUGACUGGACUUGACUGGACUCGACAACCUUUUGACUUGACACGACUCAUCUGUACAACUUUGUGUCUCGAGUGUGACCUCAAGACUGGACUUGACUGGACUCGAUAUAACCUUAUGACUCGACUUGACUGAACUCGACAUAACCUUAUGACUCGAGUUCACAAAACUCGACAUAACCUUAUGACUCAACUUGACUCGUGAGACAAUGACUCGAGACUCCACGAGCUCACUCAAAAAACUUAAUCGCAGAUUUGUUCCUACCAGCCAGUGAUCCUCAUGGUCACUUUGACCGCUCUUGCCAUGCCCUCGCGGAACAACCUGUGACUCGAUUUGACUCAAUUCGACAUAACCUUAUGACUCAACUUGACUCAAAAGAAAAUGACUCGAGACUCAACAAGCUGACUCAAAAACUCUUAUUUAUAGAUUUGUUCCCACCUGCCAGUGUCCUGCUUGGUCACUUUGGCUGCUCUCGCCAUGCCCUCAUGGAACAACCUGUGAAUUGAUUUGACUCAACUAACAUGACCUUAUGACUCAACUUGACUCAUAAGAAAAUGACUCGAGACUUGACAAGCUGAUUUUAAAAGCUUUAAUCAUAGAUUUUUUUUCUUACCUGCCAGUGAUCAGCUUGCUCACUUUGGCCGCUCUCACCAUGCCCUCGCGAAACAACCUGUGGCUAGAUUAGACUCAACUCAACAUAACCUUAAGACUCAACUUGACUCGUGAGACAAUGAGUCGAGACUCGAGAAGCUGACUCAUAAAACUCUUAAUCAUAGAUUUGUUCCUACCUAUCAGUGUCCCGCUUGGUCACUUUGGCCGCUCUCGCUAUGCCCUCGUGAAACAAUCUGUGACUCGAAUUGACUCAACUCGACAUAACUUUAUGACUCAACUUGACUCGUAAGAAAAUGAAUUUUGACUUGACACGACUCGUCUUUACAACUUUGUGUCUCGAGUUGAUAUGACCUCAAGACUCAACUCGACAUAACGUUAUGACUCGACUCAACUUGACUGAACUCGACAUAACCUUAUGACUCAACUUGACUCGUACAAAAAUGACUCGAGACUCCACCAGCUCACUCAAAAAAAUUUUAAUCUUAGAUUUGUUCCUACCUGCCAAUGAUCCACUUGGUCACUUUGGCCGCUUUCGCCACGCCCUCAUGGAACAACAUCCUGUGACUCGAUUUGACUCAACUCAUCAUAACCUUAUGACUCAACUUGACUCAUGAGAUAAUGACUCGAGACUCGACAAGCUGACUCAAAAAACUUGAAUAGUAGAUUUUUUUCUUACCUGCCAGUGAUCCACUUGAUCACUUUGGCCGAUCUUGCCGUGCCCUCACUAAGCAACACAUAACUUGACUUUAGACAACCUUUUGACUUGGCUCGACUUGACACGACCUCGAGACUCGACUCGAAAUAACCUCAUGACUCAACUUGACUCCUGAGACAAUAACUCAAGACUCGACAAGCUGACCCGAAAAACUUAGAUUGGUUCACGGAACAACCUGUGACUCGACUUGACUCAACUCAACAACCUUUUGACUUGGCAGGACUCGUAUUUACAACCUUGUGGCUCGACUUCACAUGACCUUAUGACUGGACUCGACAAAACCUUAUAACUAAAUUUGAUUUGACUCGUGAGACAAUGAAUCGAGACUCCACAAACUGACAUGAAAAACCUGGAUUGUAGAUUGGUUCCCACCUGCCAGUGAUUUGCUUGGUCACCUUGGCCGCUCUUUCCAUGUCCUCAAGGAACAACCCAUAACUCGACUUGACUCGACAACCUUUUGGCUUGACACAACUCGUCUUAACAACCUUGUAGCUCGACUCGUCAUAACAUUAUGACUUGACUCAACUUGACUUAAUAUAAACUUAAGACUAACCUUGAUUGACUCAAGACUCAACAAGCUGACUCAAAAAACCUGGAUCGUAGAUUGGUUCCUACCUGCCAGUGAUUCGCUUGGUCACCUUGGUCGCUCUCUCCAUGCCCUCACGGAACAACCCAUAACUCGACUUGACUCGACAACCUUUUGACUUGACACGACUCGAUAUUACAACCUUGUGGCUCGAUUUGACAUAUUGUUGCCAUUUUUAGGCAAAGAAUUCAUGUUAGGUCACUUCCAUGUCAUUUUUAAGCUACUUACAAGCACACGUUCUGUAAAUUUUGGAUCAGUUACUUUGCUUUGUCGUGCAUUUCCGUGCUACUUCCUUUUGGUUUUUGGUCACUUCAUUGUUAACACAUUGGCUGUCAUUGACCAUGCUGGGGAUCCAAUCCAUUUUGACCGGGAGACAGCGAAUGAACGAAUGAACCGCGUUCACGAAAGUGAGCCACAUUGUGUGAGCCUUCGAUCACGCAAAUCUACGUUUUGACAGCACCAAUGUGAUUUUGUGUCUACACCGGGUUUGUACAGAUCCUUGAAAUCCUUGAAAAUGCUUGUUUUUACCGUGGUGUUUUGAAGGUUUAAAACAUGCUUGAAGUUUGCAUAAAGUCCUUGAGAAUGCUUGAAAGUGUUAGGUUCUCACUGUGUUCUCAGCACCUUUUCUACUUUCAAUUUUUCGUGCCUUCGUAGAACAAUUUGGAAGACAUUUGCGUACUUAUGAGAAGGUAUCAUAUUUUAUUUUGGUUUCAUUGUAAAAUAAAUAAAUAAAUAAAUAAAAAAACAUUGGGAUAUUGUUAAGGGAAAUUGGUCUUGAAAGCAGUGUUGUUUUUGGCUGAUAUUUUAAUUUCCAUCUUAAUUUUCCU